CUAUUCCUCCCACUGACACCAAAGAGGGGGCACUAACCUCCCACUGACACCAAUGAAUCGGGGCACUAUUCCUCCACUAUACCUGAUGGGGCACUAUUCCUCCCACUGACAGUAACCUUCCACUGACACCCCAAUGAUGGGGCACUAUUCCUCCACUGACACCAAUGAUGGGGCACUAUUCCUCCCUCUGACACCAAUGAUGGGGCACUAUUUCCUCUAUCACUGCUCUAAUUCCCUUGACCUCAAUGAUGGGGCACUAUUCCUCCCACUGACACCAAUGACGUAGGCACUACUCCCUCAAUAACUGAAGGCAACCCUCCUCUGUAAAAUUACAGUUAUGAAGUAGCA
Molecule: messenger RNA, 348 nt
Organism: Staurois parvus
Lineage: Eukaryota; Metazoa; Chordata; Amphibia; Anura; Ranidae
Source: the annotation of a GenBank genome assembly